Symbiodinium sp. CCMP2456 is the source of this 459-nucleotide messenger RNA. Lineage: Eukaryota; Dinophyceae; Suessiales; Symbiodiniaceae. The record is from the annotation of a GenBank genome assembly.
AUGAGCAACACUACCGUGACAGGUGCACCCUGUUCUGGUCCGGACUGCCCAUCCCUGGCAGUCUUGACGGCCAACUUGGACACAGCCGGUGGGCUAGAGACAUCAUGGCUCCUUCUCUGCACCUUCCUGGUGAUUUCGAUGCAGCUGGGCUUCGCAAUGUUGGAGGUCGGCUCUGUUCGUGAAGCACAUCGCAUGACGGUCUUAGCCAAGAACGUCCUGGACUCUGCUGUAUCCUGCCUGGUCUUCGCAGUAGCUUCGGGGCGGGGACUGUGGGAAUCAUCUCUGGUUCUGGAUGCCGAUGGCUUCAAGAUGUACGACAUGCAGCUCUACCAUUGGGCCUUCUGCGCGACCUGUGUCACCAUCUGCAGCGGCUCCAUGGCAGAGCGAACUCACAUCAUAGGCUACCUCACACAUGCCUCGCUGAUGGCGGGUCUCAUCUUCCCUCCGAUCGCCGAAGCA